GUCUGAAGUGCGCCGGGGGAAUCUGUCGUUCGGACCCGCUCACGCCGCGGGUGAAGGCUCCGAGGACCGGACUCUGGGCUCUGGCCUAAUUCUGGCACGUUUGUCCACACUUAAAACGCUGGAGGAACUCGGCAGCCUAUCCUUCAGAAAGAAUGCUAACGAUGAAAAUACCAACAGGGCACUGAAGUUUAAAUAUGCACAGUCACCUGAUCUCAGUUCUUCACUGAACAAAACAAAGCAAAAUGCAUGAAUUUCCCAAAAUGCCAUUCAAAGGUUUCAAUAGGUACAUUUAAUGUCAGAGAAAUGUAUACAAUAUACAUCCUGAAAUGCUUUUUCUUAGCAACCAUCCACGAAAACAGAGGAGUGCCCCAAAGAAUGAAUGACAGUUUAAUAUUGGAACCCCAAAGUAACCCCCCAGCUCCCCUCCCUCCCACACGUAAGCAGCAGUAAGGAAGGAUUCCCCCUCCUCCUUCCCCCGCCGCCAAAAAAAAAAUCGGCACCCGCCACCAAGCACUAAAGUAGUGGUCGUCAACUUGUUGAUCGCGAUCAACUGGUCGAUCUUUGAGACUUUCCCAGUAGAUCCCGAUUUUUAAAAAAAAAGAAAAAUAAAUACACAAAUACUGUUGAGAGAUUGUUUCCCAGUUGCGGGGUUUUAGUUCAGUUCUUUCUGCCCAGUGCACAUGCGUGUAGCUCCCCCGCACUACACAAUGUAUUUCAGUGGUCCCCCAACUGAAAGUCAGCUGUACCUUUCCUCGUUCCCUGUCACACUCACUGUUGAACUUGAACGCAUGCGAGAUCAUCAGUCGCCUAAACGCAGUGAUACCCUAGCACCAGGGAUCACUGAUUGGCCUCGGGUAACCGGCCGCCUCAUGUGGCCGGCGGGAAGUGCCGUUGGUACUGGCCUGGAGCGCGGACCGAUGGGCGCCGCCUCUGAACCUGUUCAGCACACUGAAUGUUUAUGGGAACCUGAUGCUAAAAUGUUUGCAGUUGACCUAAUUCGGGCUCAGGGUUUCGUAAGUAUCAAGAAGCUACCUUGCUGCGAUCUACUGAAGCCAACUUUUGUCAGCCAUAGCUCCUACAAGGGGGGCAGGCACGGGCCCUGUCGCACUCCUCGCUCGGUUGGUUGCUGUCUCUGGACUGCAACCACCGCGGCCCCAGUGCAGGGACCUCCGGCCCUGACCUUGUCCUCUCACCCCACCCAAGACCGGCUGCAUCUGGCCAAAGCGUCUGCCGGCGGGCGGGCAGGAGGUUGGAGCUCAGGCCUGGAGGCAAUGAAGCCCUCAAAACUGCUUCGGUCCCCUGAGUCCAAGCACCCUGCACUUAAAGACAAACCCGUUGAGGAUUUUCAGCGGAAAAAGCGUGAGUGAGCGGGACAGAAACUAAGUGCCAAGAACCACGAAAACUAAAUUGCGGAAUAGACUGGACAUAAGGAACCUGCUUCGAGUAUCGCUGUAUUCUGGUGGUGUUUAACACCAUGUUUUCUUAUUGCAAUGUAUACGAUUUUGACCAAAAGAAGCAAAUAAACUGAGAAACUGCAGUUUACACACAUUAUCCAACCUCUUCACAUUACACAUGCAAUGCUCAAAGUUUUUUUUUACAAAUUUGCGACUUAUUUGUACUGCCUACAAUACUUAAAUCUCUGAUAUGGAUUCCACAAAAAUACAAAUGUCCUUUGUUCUGCAGGCAUCCCUGAUACCUUGUAGGAACUCCCCAGGUUAUGACAAGGUUCUGUUCUUGUGAACUGUUCAUUUCCCAAACAGUUUAUAAGUAGAAAAUGCAGCUGCAACCCAAGCCCCACAUGGCAGUAGAUGCCUGAACCUGCUGAUAAGUCCAUCCCACUGGUCUCACAACACCCAUUCAUGAGUACAGGCUGUAUACAAGUUUGGUGCUUGCAAAGUGGCUAGGACCUGGAUACAAUUUUGAAGACGGUGCUUUAAAAACACUUUUCCUUGAAUUCUUAUCCCUGUUUUUUCCCCUAUCCUUGACAUGUCCCAACAGGUUUUACAAAUGUUUUUCUUUUAAAAUAAAUUGCAAAUAAAUCUUUGUACAUCUAGUAGACUUUCUUUCUUUUUAAAUCUUCUUACUAAUUUUCAAACAAGCAUAAGAAAAACAUUGAGUACAAAGAGCUUCAGAAUACAUAAUAGGUUAAAAUACAAAUACAAACAGUUAAUAAUCUGCAUAUAAUAGUUUCCCAAACUCAUAGUAGGUUACAGAAAAUGGAAAAAUAAGGGGAAAAACCCCCCCAAAAAAAUUAAACAACUAACCUAACCAACAUGGGCUGUUGUAUUAUAUCAAGUAUACGCAGUAGUGUCAACAACUCCGCACCUCUAUCCAAAUAAUUAAAGAUAGUAAGAAUAAGGUUUGGGAAAGGUCAGUUUAACUCGUAUGAAAAUGUUGGAUAAAUGGUCUCCAAGUUUCUUCAAAUUUAACUGAAGGAUCAAAAAUGACACUUCUGAUUUUUUCUAUACUCAAGCAGGAAAUAGUUUUGGAAAACCACUGAAAUUUAGUUGGAGGAUUAAUUUCUUUCUAGUUCAAUAAUGGCUAGAAGAUCUAUCUUAAUGUGACAAAUGUAAUCAUCCGUCAGGCUGAAGGGAUAAACAACUAUUAUCCACCAUUGGUAAACCGAAAAUUGCAGUAAUCGGAUGAGGUUGCAAUUUGAUAUUCAAAGCUGUUGAAGUAAUACCAAAAAUAUCUUCCAGUAAUUUUGCAAACGGGCAAGACUAAAACAUGUGAGUCAAUGAAGCAACUUCAGAGUGACAUCUGUUGCAGAUUGGAUUAACAUGGGAAUAAAAUUGAACACAAAGAAAUCUGCAGAUGCUGGAAAUUCAAACAACACACAAAAUGCAGGUGGAAUACAGCAGUCCAGGCAGCAUCUAUAGGGAUGUACAAAAAAGCUGGAUGAACUCAGCAGGUCGGGCAGCAU
Molecule: messenger RNA, 2923 nt
Organism: Hypanus sabinus (Atlantic stingray)
Lineage: Eukaryota; Metazoa; Chordata; Chondrichthyes; Myliobatiformes; Dasyatidae
Exons: 2
Coding region: 681-1367 (228 amino acids)
Source: RefSeq, a predicted model, not a curated record